AUGGAGAUGAACUACGAUGAAAGCACGCUUCAUCAGAUUGAGGCCGAACUGGGGACAGUCAUCUACCCAGGAACAGAGAUCAUGACCGAUACAGGCACACAUCACUUCGUGAAGUCCUCGAAUAAGUCUCACCGAGUGCUAGUACCACAGCCAUCACAAGAUCCGCAUGAUCCCUUGAAUUGGAGCCGAGGCUGGAAAUUCACUACUAUGGCUAUCGCUACUGCCACUUCUUUCACGCAGGGUUUUGGCCCUCUAGCACUCGCUCCUAUGUUUCCUCAAUUAAUCGAGGCUUUCAAUACGGACAUUGCUGGUGUUGUGCGGUUCGCUGGUGUCUGUAUCUUGAUAUUGGGAUUCAGUAAUUUCCUCUGGAUUCCCCUCCAAACUGCUUUUGGUCGACGACCUGUCCUUAUCUUCUCUACUAUUAUCUGCCUCGCUAGUAAUAUCUGGCGUGCCCUCGCAACCUCAUACGGUAGCUACAUGGGAGCCUGUAUCUUAAAUGGACUCGGUGCAGGACCAGCAGAGACAUCCCAGCCCGAGAUCAUCGCAGACAUCAUCUUCCUCCAUGAUCGUGGCGCUUACAACACAAUGUACUUUACCGCAUACUUCGGCUCCCUGAUGGUCGGCCCUAUCAUUGCCGGUCCAAUGGCCGAACACACUGGCUGGCGCAGCUUCUUCUGGCUGAAUGUUGGCAUCCUAGGCGUGACAUUGCUUCUACAGAUCUUUUUCUUCCCCGAGACUAAAUGGCACCGCGCUCAUCCUGAUGAGAUUGACGCGCAAGAGAUUGAUGUGCAAGAAUACCAGAACUCUAUGGCCAAUCCUCUUGAGAAAGAGAAGGCGGGCAAGAUAUCGCAGGAUGAGAGCGUCGUUAAGAGUGUCGUGGAUGAAGAGCUCGUGCAGAGUAUAACUGGACAUGGAACGCCGUCCAAACAGCAGUUUAAGCUGUGGCAACAGUCUGAUAAUAAUUUGAAGACUAUUGCUAUCGCUUUCAUCACACCCUGGAAGCUCCUGACGUUUCCUAUUGUCGAGUUCAGCGCGUUCGUUGUAUCUUGGUCGGCUAGUUGCUUCUUGACUCUGAAUCUUACUCAGAGUCAAGCUUUUACUGCGCCUCCGUAUAACUUCGACAGUCAGACUAUCGGUUUCUUCAACUUUGCCAUUUUCAUCGGAUCACUUAUUGGACUGGCCACAAACGGCCCCCUCUCCGACUGGAUUUCUAUGAGAGCCACUCGACGGAAUGGGGGUGUUCGAGAGCCGGAGAUGCGUUUGUCAGCUAUGGCUAUCUAUGUGGUGAUUAUGAUCAUUGGCAACAUGGUCGUUGCCUUCGGCUACAAGUACAAAUGGGACUGGAAGAUAAUUGUCAUCAUCGGAUACACUGCUAUCGGAAUUCAAGUCUCUGCCUUGCCAGCUAUCACCAGUACUUAUGCUGUCGAUAGCUACAAGCCUGUCGCUGGUUCAAUCUUCGUCGCUAUUACUGUCAACAAAAAUCUCUGGGGCUAUGGUUUCAGCGAGUUCAUUACGCCAUGGAUUAUAAAGAGCGGUUUUGUCGAUCCUAUCAUGCUGAACAUGUCCUUGACAACCCUCUGGUGCCUAUUUGCGAUUCCACUCUACUUCUAUGGAAAGAAGUUCAGAGGGUGGACGGCCAAGUCAUCCGUGCAUAAGAUGUAA
Penicillium taxi is the source of this 1662-nucleotide messenger RNA. RefSeq names its product putative MFS transporter. Lineage: Eukaryota; Fungi; Ascomycota; Eurotiomycetes; Eurotiales; Aspergillaceae. The record is from RefSeq and is a predicted model, not a curated record. The transcript has 6 exons. Gene Ontology annotation, biological process: transmembrane transport. Bases 1 to 1662 code for a protein of 553 amino acids. Gene Ontology annotation, molecular function: transmembrane transporter activity.